AUGCGUUUCACCUCUGCUUUCGUCGCCGUCGCCCUUACCCUGGCUACUGGGUCCCUCGCUAGAGCUAUUAACAUUGAGUCGCGCUCAGAGGCCCUUGACGCCCGCCAGAUCUGCACCCAACAAUGUGUCCUAGAAAAGCCUCAAUGUCCUGAAGGCCAGAUGGCCACUGGUAGUGAGGGGUGCUGGAGCGCUUGCUGUGUGCCUAUCGGGCCGAAGCUGCCUUUCAAGCAGCCUAUCAGACUUCCCGAGGACCAGACUGGUAAUAAGUCUUCCAGGGCGUGUAAUGGGGAGGAGGAUUCGGAAAAGGAUUGUUUGGGGGACAACGAGCCUGAUACCCCGUGCGAUCAGGACUCCGACUCCGACGGGGAUUCGAACAAGGUUUGUUAG
Molecule: messenger RNA, 387 nt
Organism: Aspergillus candidus
Lineage: Eukaryota; Fungi; Ascomycota; Eurotiomycetes; Eurotiales; Aspergillaceae
Exons: 3
Coding region: 1-387 (128 amino acids)
Source: RefSeq, a predicted model, not a curated record